AGAUCCAGUCUUCAGAGCUGUUCUCUGCAAGUCUCGGGAAUUGUGGACAUUUUACAGGUGCAAGUCGGUAUUAACAGGAGGUAUCAUCUGCGAUUUGUGCGCAAGCUAACAGUUAAAGCAGCGGCAGUCAACCCUUACGUAGCCUGUCACCAUGACGUCAUUAAGAGUCUGGAAAUCCUGCACUUGCACAAAGAAAGAAGGUGGUGGUGGGGAGCAGCUGACAGUCUCCACUUUCUUGGUCCCUCCUCCCGAGGUCGCCAGCUACUGGCUGCGAUCUGAUUGCUGUUUAUUUUGUACCGCUAGGACUACCUGCUGCAGCAGACCUCUCGGAGCCCCGGGCAGAGAGCGGGACCAGGAACGGAGAGCUGUUUCUCCAACCUGCUCUCGGUGCCUUCCCUGUCCAGCAAUGGCCAGAAGGAGUUCUUUGUUUAUUCGUAUUGUGGAAGGGAAGAACUUGCCCGCAAAGGACAUUACAGGCAGUAGUGAUCCAUACUGUAUUGUGAAGAUAGAUGAUGAGACUAUUAUCAGGACUGCGACUGUAUGGAAAACACUGUCACCAUUUUGGGGAGAAGAAUACAAAGUGCACCUGCCACCCAACUUUCAUUGCGUGUCUUUCUAUGUUAUGGAUGAAGAUGCACUCAGUCGUGACGAUGUCAUCGGAAAGGUCUGCCUAACGCGGAAUGUAUUGGCUGAACAUCCUAAAGGAUACAACAGAUGGAUGAAUUUAACAGAAAUAGACCCAGAUGAAGAAGUACAAGGAGAAAUUCACCUUAAAAUUGAAAUAUAUAGUACCGAAUUGUCACGGAAAGUACGCUGCACUGUCUUUGAAGCAAGGGACUUGGCUCGAAAAGACAGAAAUGGAGCAUCAGACCCCUUUGUCAGAGUACAAUACAAUGCCAAAACACAAGAGAGCUCAGUUGUAAAGAAGUCCUGUUACCCCCGGUGGAAUGAAGUGUUCGAAUUUGACUUGGAUGAGACCUUUACAGAGAAAUUAACCAUAGAGGUUUGGGACUGGGAUCUUGUCAGUAGAAAUGACUUUCUAGGAAAGGUGGUGAUCAAUUUAAGUGGACUUCAGACUGACUCACAAGAAGAAGGUUGGUUCAGACUGAGUCCUGGGAAGUCCAAAAACAAUGAAGAUGAUGGAAACCUUGGUUCCUUGCAGCUCCAGGUGCGACUUCGUGACGAGACAGUGUUACCUUCAGACUACUAUCAGCCUUUGGUCCAGUUGCUGUGCCAGGAAGUUAAAACAUUUAAGAAGGAAAAAGGUGGACAUUUAAUAACUCUAAUAGAUGAGACCACAUCUACCGAGUGUAGACAAGAAGUAGCCACUAAUCUUAUCAAACUAUUCUUAGGACAAGGGCUAGCAAAGGAAUUCCUAGAUCUGCUCUUCAGACUUGAACUGGACAAAACAAAUGAGCCAAAUACAUUAUUCAGAAGUAAUUCAUUGGCUUCAAAAUCGAUGGAAUCAUUUCUUAAGGUGGCAGGAAUGCAGUACCUUCAUAUUGUUGUGGGACCAACAAUAAAUCGAAUAUUUGAGGAGAAAAAGUAUGUCGAACUUGAUCCAAGCAAAGUAGAAAUUAAAGAAGUAGGGUGCUCAGGUUUACACCGAAUCCAAACAGAGAGUGAAAUAAUCCUGCAAAGUGCUCAAUGUCUUCAGUCAUACCUGACAGAUCUCCUAAUAUCGAUAGCAAAAUCCGUUAAGCUGUGUCCUGCCACCAUACGGGCUACGUUCAGACAGCUCUUCAAGCAUGUGGAAGAACGCUUCCCAGAAAAUAAACAUGUGAACGUGAAGUUCAUUGCUGUAACCAGCUUCUUGUGUCUUCGUUUCUUUUCACCUGCCAUUAUGUCCCCAAAACUCUUUUACCUCAGAGAAAAGCAUGCAGAUGCUCGGACAAGCCGCACCUUGCUUCUUUUGGCCAAGGCUAUUCAGAACGUAGCAAACAUGGAUGCUCCAGCAAGUAGAACCAAGGAGUCCUGGAUGGCUCCACUGCAGCCAACAAUCCAACAAGGAGUUUCACAGCUGAAGGAGUUCAUUGUUAAACUUAUUAAUAUUGAGGAGAAGGAAGAACUCGACUUGCAGAAGGCACUAAAUCUGCAGGGCCUUACAGUGAAAGAGGGCCAACUAAUGAUCUACAGAACAAAAUGCAAAGGAUACCUGCUGGCUUCCUCCUUUAAGAAACUGUUUGUUUCAUUAACUGUUGAUGCUUUGAGUUUUGCAAAAACUGCAUAUUCCAAGAAAAGUUCUUUUAUUCCACUAUCACGGAUCCGAGCUUUGGAAAAGGUAGAAGAGAAGAGCUUUGGCAACUCGAAUGUAAUGCAGAUUAUCUACACAGAUGAAUCUGAUAACCUGGAGGCCUUAUAUUUGCAAUGUAAGUGUGUCAAUGAACUAAAUCAGUGGCUAUCAGCACUGAGGAAGGUGUGUGUGAACAAUGCAGAUAUGCUAUGUUCCUAUCAUCCUGGUGUGUUCAGAGGAGAGAAGUGGAGCUGCUGUCACCAAAAGGAAAAAGGAGUGGCUGGCUGUGAUAAAACUCGCCAUGAAGUCACCUUACAAGAAUGGAACGAUCUCCUGGAGCCAGAUUUAGAGGCACAGCUCAUUUUUAGACACCUGCUUGGGAUAAGAGAGUUGCUAAAGGAAAAACACCUGGAACUCACAAAGCAAACUAAUGAUGACUCUUUUACAGAUCCUGGAAGAAAAGACACAGCUAACCAGUUGUUCCAGAUUCUCCAAGAUCUUGAAGCUGCUCACAAUUUGUUUUUAAGGGAUUCACCGAGUAUCGCUGAUCGAGAAAAAAAGUACUUACUGGAAUUAUAGACUAAACAUUGGCAUAUCUGUAGUGAUAGUUAAUCAUACCUGGGAACUUCUCAGAGCUCCCCUUAUUCUGGGAAGGGGCUUGUUUCAAGAGGCUAGGGUAGCCACAGAGGAGGUGGGACUAAGCCUUAAGUGGAUGGGGAUAGGUGCUGGAAAUAGGUGUCACCAAGCAUCGCUCCUUUGCCCGGAGAAAGAAAAUACUGACCCAGAGAUCCAGGGAAGCGGUGCUUCACCAACAGACUCCAGGUAAAAAAAAAAAAAAAAAAACAGAGGUCCCAGGUAUGUAGGUAAUGUUAGUCUGACUAUGUUGCAUAUAAUACUAUGUUAAUAUUUUAUUAGCAAAUAGCACUUUAAACUGCCAAAAUACAUUGAUCUUGUAAUUAAAAAUAUUUAAAUAGA
This is a messenger RNA of Spea bombifrons (plains spadefoot toad), 3208 nucleotides long. Its product is annotated as ras GTPase-activating protein 4-like. Gene Ontology annotation, biological process: intracellular signal transduction; regulation of GTPase activity. NCBI's taxonomy places the organism in Eukaryota, Metazoa, Chordata, Amphibia, Anura, Pelobatidae. Bases 152 to 2812 code for a protein of 886 amino acids. The transcript is spliced from 21 exons. The record is from RefSeq and is a predicted model, not a curated record.